This is a messenger RNA of Aphanomyces invadans, 189 nucleotides long. RefSeq lists its product as hypothetical. Lineage: Eukaryota; Oomycota; Saprolegniomycetes; Saprolegniales; Verrucalvaceae. The transcript has a single exon. The record is from RefSeq and is a predicted model, not a curated record. The coding region runs from base 1 to 189 and encodes 62 amino acids.
AUGGCAUCACUCCGGGACCGCGGCAACACCAUCACCUACUACCCGUACGCAAAGUAUGCGACGGAUGUCAAAUUCCAGCCUUCACACCGUCCGUUAGGCCGCUUCGGAGAGAAGAUGCAUUACUUCAGUGGCAAGCACAAGCUAUAUGGGCUCAAGAUUGAAGUGUCAGUGUCUUGGAGCCACUUCUAG